This is a messenger RNA of Gossypium raimondii (Peruvian cotton), 1347 nucleotides long. RefSeq names its product probable serine/threonine-protein kinase At1g54610. The record is from RefSeq and is a predicted model, not a curated record. The coding region runs from base 579 to 1205 and encodes 208 amino acids. Gene Ontology annotation, molecular function: cyclin-dependent protein serine/threonine kinase activity; ATP binding; RNA polymerase II CTD heptapeptide repeat kinase activity. The transcript is spliced from 5 exons. Gene Ontology annotation, biological process: protein phosphorylation; positive regulation of transcription elongation by RNA polymerase II. NCBI's taxonomy places the organism in Eukaryota, Viridiplantae, Streptophyta, Magnoliopsida, Malvales, Malvaceae. Gene Ontology annotation, cellular component: nucleus; cyclin-dependent protein kinase holoenzyme complex.
UAUUUUUCCUUGUUCUUAUUUGUGUAGAAACUUUUUUUUGGUUAAUUAAAUGUCUUCUUUUCUAAUUCUUUAAGUAGGUACUCCCUGCUUCCGUGGGUAUGGUAGGAGAAAUGGAGAGCGUAGGAGGAAGUCAGUUCGUGGAUGCAUUGUUAGUCAAGAUCUUUCAGUUUUGAACUUGGUUAUUGUGAAAAAGGGUGAAAAUGAUCUUCCUGGACUGACUGACACUGAGAAACCAAGGAUGAGGGGUCCGAAGAGAGCAUCAAAAAUCAGGAAGUUGUUCAACCUGUCUAAGGAGGAUGAUGUUCGGAAGUAUGUUUAUUAAGCUGAUGCAGUUGAUAACAGGAAUGUUGGAGUAAAUUCUAGGAAGCCAGAAGUUAAAAAUGAUAUAGAAGAAGAGAUGUCUGUGAAGCAUCUGACAAUGAAGAAAAGAGUCAUUUGUGAAUUGCAAAAUCAAUAGGUUAACCCCAAACUUGUUGGCCAUUCAAAGAAGAAAUCCAGUCACUUUCGUGCUCGUGGCUGUAAAGCAGCAAUUGAGGGGUAUAGCCAGCCUUCUCUGCCAACAAGAGGUGAAAUGCUAUAUGAAGCAGUUACUAUCAGGGUUAGAGCAUUGCCACAAACAAGGUGUUUUGCAUCGUGAUAUCAAAGGUUCUAAUCUGCUUAUUGACAGUGAAGGCAUUUUAAAAAUUACGGAUUUUGGGUUGUCUACUUCUUAUGACCCUGAGCAGAAGAAACCCCUGACUAGUCGAGUAAUCACUCUCUGGUACCGUCUACCUGAACUACUUCUUGGGGCAACUCAUUAUGGUGUUGGGGUUGACUUCUGGAGUGCUGGCUGCAUUCUGGCAGAACUGCUUUCAGGGAAGCCUAUAAUGCCAGGAAGGACAGAGUUCUUUAUGACUGAACCAUAUGCUUGUAAUCCAUCAAGUUUACCAAAAUAUCCUCCCAGUAAAGAAAUUGAUGUAAAAUUGAGAGACGAAAAAGCAAGACGACAAAGAAAUAUAGCCGGCAAAGUCAAUGCAGUUGAUGUUACCAGGAGAAGUAAGGGUCACGAACGCCCUACUCGAGCAGUUCCAGCCCCUGAAGCAAAUGCAGAGAUUCAAGCAAACUUAGAUGUGAGUGUGAGACUUUGCUAUACUUCCAAUUGUCAAUUGCACCUUAUAAGGUUCAAGUUGAUAAAGUUUCCAAGCUGCAUAUUUCUUGUGAUGUAAGUUAGUUCAGUUAUGAAUAUUAGCGUUAUACUUAGUUCUCAGGUGUCGAGCUUUAGAUGUAUUGCUAGUCACUAGUACCUUUGUAAGCAUAGUUGCUUAGCAUUAAACCUACACUAAUCACUUAAGAGUUCUAACUUUUGGA